CUCCUUGUGGCACUAAUCGCCCCCCAUACAGCGCUGCUUUGUUGUGAAUGCAGCAGCGGCGCCGUAGUGCGCGUACAAGCAGAAGGUUACGAGGAGGUUAUUCGGACUGACUGCAGCACCAUUCAGUCGGUGCACGCGAAACGACGUCCAGCUGCGCCGCUGUCAGCGGGACGGGCGACGGGAACCGGGACCGUGCUGCAGUCCGGACCUUUUGUUCGGCUCGUCGCUGUCGCACCAAGGACGGAACGAGGAUCCACGAGAGACGCUCGGUUUCACGGUAGGCCACGGUCGGAGUGGUGGCGUUGGCAUAGACGCGGAGCACUGGCGCGCAGCGAUGCAUCGAAUGAGAUCAAAUAAAAGGCAGAGCGUGUAUUUAUGCCGUUAAACUGACACGUCGCAUCCCAGCACCGCACCAGUCCACGGCUGCAAAACAAGCCGCCGCAGGGAAGCCCCUCGGUGUGCAUCCCCCCAUCCACCAGGCACCAGCAUCUCUGCGGCCAUGGAGGCUGCGAGGCUGGAGCAGCAGGUGGCCAGCGUGGACAGAGGCAUCGCCUUCCUGAAGCAGGAGCACCUGGCCAUGCUGGCCGGUCUGCGGCUGGAGAUCACGCACCUGAGGAGGCGCUGUCGCGAGCUGAGUUGUGAGCUGGACUCCAGGUUUCCUGACAGGAGCACAGCAGAGGAGGAAGAGGAGCUUGUAGCGCGCUGUGAGGCUGCCGAGCGCCUUCUAGAGGACCAGCAGUGCAUGAUGGCCGCUGCACGCGGGGAGCUGCGGGCCGGGCGGGCCCGCACAUCCGCCCUGGGCAGGAGCCUCAGGGACGAAGAGCGUCGUUUCCUGGAGGAGCUAAAGCGCCGCAGCCACAAGAUCACGCUGCUGAGCCGCGAGCUGCAGCGCCAGAACGUCACCACCUCCACUCUGUACCAGGAGCUCCACGGGGCGCGUUUAAAACUGUUCCAGCAGCGGCAGAGCGCCGCUGCAGAAAGAGAGAGGGGACCCAGGAUGAAGCAGGAGGGAGGAGAGGAGGAGGAAGAUGAGGAUGAGGAAGGGGAGUGCUCAGACUGGCUACUCUCUCCACCUCCUCCUGCGUCUCCGAGCCAACCACAGGCGAGACACAGGAGGUGUGUCAGUGUAAGGGAGGAGAGGGUCAGAGCCUGCAUCCCUCAGGAGAGAGUCACGUCACCACAGAGGCCCCAUCCCAUGCCCGACCCGGCUCUCUUCUUGGUGCCGCUUAGAUACCGCCUCCUUCGUUUGAGCCAGCCAAUCAGAGCGCAGGAUGAGGACGUUCUGGAGGAUGAGUGGGAGGACAUCGAGGAAAGCAGGGUGCACGGAAGGGUGGACAUGGGAGCGGGAGAGGGAGAAACGGCUCUGUGAUGGAGACGUGACAUGCACCGGCAGGUCUCUGCUAACAUCCGCCGACACGAGAUGCAGCUAAUGCAGGACAAGUCAAAUGACAACGAUAUAACCUUGUGAUUGUCUGUAGAUUUCAGGACGUUUGACGUGUAGAGUUAGUUGCACAAGAGAGCUCGAUCAAACCAACACACAGGCACAUUAACGGAGUUUGUCACAUUGUUGGUGUAGCAUGUGCUUAACAAAUGUGAAGAGACGAGUGUGUCAGAACAGUUGCUUCAUACUGUUGCCUUUGAGUUAAACACUGCUGACCGUGGCUUUUGCCUUUGAACAUCAACACCACACAGUUCUGAGUGGCAACCUGCUUUUUCACUGCACAGGCCAUCUAGGUUCAGAAAGUCACUCUUAAAGGCUUGGAGACGUUUUGUAUUGUUUGCACUUUAUUAAAUUCAUGCAAUGAGCCUCCUAAUGGCAGAACAGAAA
Molecule: messenger RNA, 1828 nt
Organism: Betta splendens (Siamese fighting fish)
Lineage: Eukaryota; Metazoa; Chordata; Actinopteri; Anabantiformes; Osphronemidae
Gene: ccdc92bb
Product: coiled-coil domain containing 92Bb
Exons: 3
Coding region: 500-1369 (289 amino acids)
Source: RefSeq, a predicted model, not a curated record